CAGCUAAUAUCUGGAGCUGACGUUUUCACUACAAAAUCCGCACUAAAGUCGCCAUAAAAAUGUGUGUGAAAGCAGCCUCAGCGCAUGGGACAGAAUCUCCACAUGUGAACAGAGAACAGGGAGGGCCCUAGGACCCAGCGGAGUGGGAGACACACCUGCUGCCACAUAUCAGGGAAACACAGAAAGUAGACGAGUGAUAGCGCCCGAGACGACGGGUGAGUGAGAGCCCGCGGGUCAGAAGACUUCUGUGUGUGAUGAGCCCAGCCGAGACACUUGUGGCCGUCAGCAGAGUUCUAACGGAGGAGCCGCGGACGUGUGACGGAGGAGGGCACAGUUCCCCAUCACUUUUCAGCCGCGAUGGAGGCUUUCUCCGAGGCUCCUCACCCCGCACCAGAAAAUGGAGGCUACGUGUCGGUGCGGUCCCGCACUCACCCGCCGCUCAGCAUCCUGACGUCCACGCUGCUCUUCUGCGCCGAGACGGUGGCCGCCUGCGUCCUGGCCGCGGAGUACGGGCGCACGGAGGACACCGUGUGGAUGGCGCUCACCAUCGUCUUCAUGCUGGUUCCGUCCAUCAUGGUCCAGCUGACCCUGACCUUCAUCCACCGGGACCUGGGUAGAGACCGACCCCUCAUCCUUCUCAUGCACUUGCUGCAGCUCGGGCCGAUCAUCAGAUGCGUGGAAGCCCUAAUAAUAUACUGCCGGGUGGGCCGUGAGGAAGAGCCAUAUGUAAGCAUCUCUCGCAAAAAACAUUUACGUGGCUGGGGGGAGUCCGAAGAAGAAGAACGAGAAGUAGGACAUUCAUUGAGAAGAUUGGCUACACAUCGUAAUGCUUUUAAGCGCACAGCUGUAAUUCAGGCUUUCCUUGGCUCGACCCCACAGCUGACACUUCAGCUCUACGUCUGUGUCUUGCAGAGACAUGUCCCAGUAGCACGAGCAGUCCUCAUGGCCAUGUCUCUGAUGUCAACCACCUAUGGUGCCUUGGUUCUGAAUGUUUUAGCCAUCCAGAUCAAAUAUGAUGACUAUAAGGUGCUUCUGAGUGUACCUGCCUUCAUCUGCGUCAUCGUGUGGAGGUGCCUGGAGAUUGCCACUCGCGUUACUGUGCUGGUGUUGUUCUGUUCAGCACUCAAGGCCUGGGUGGCAGCUGUGGCAUUGGUGAACUUGAUUGCCCUCUUCCUGUUACCAUGGGUCUGCUUUUGGAAGAGUGGGUCCAGCCUUCCAGAGAAUGUGGAAAAGAAUUUUAGCUGGUUUGGCACAGUGACUGUUUUGGGCACCGUCACUUUGCUAUACUCUGCAAUCAACAUGUUUUGCUGGUCCGCAGUCCAGCUCAACUUAAGUGAAAGGGACUUAAUAGAUCAGUCUCAGAACUGGGGAAGACUGAGCAUACAUUAUACCUUAAGACUGCUUGAGAAUGCAGCCCUUAUUUUAUUAUGGUAUUUUUUCAAAGAGGACGGGUUUGAGUAUUUUUGUUCCCCGUUACUUGUGGUCCAGCUGUUGGUCGGCUACUGUGCUUCAGUUUCAUUCAUGCUCCUGUUCUACCAGUACUUUCAUCCUUGCCGAUCUCUUUUCAGCCACAAUGUUUCAGACUUUAUUUUGUGCGUUUGCCUAAGAAGAAGAACGCCAAAACACAUACGUGUUGAAGGAGUAGAGACCGAUGUGUGAUGGAGACACAUAAAUGAGCGACCUACUGUGUUCUCUUGCUCUCUUAUGUUGAAUUCUGAUUAUAACUGGGAAAGAGAACCACCUUACUGUAUUCACAGUUCUCCGCGCAAUCCUGAAGGCACCUACCUGUACGUUUUAACCAGAGUUGUUCCUUGCAGGCGAUGUUGGCUGGAACACCUACUGUAAUAAGUCACAUCUUCAGUACAUUAUUUGCAUUGCUGCCUAUAGCAUCAAAGCACAGUGCAGCUUUCAAUGAUCAGUGCAGUCUAAGGAAUGACCCACAUAUCAUGUAAAUAACUGCAAAUCAGUUGUGUACAUCUAUAUGAGGUUAUUAUUGCAUGGAUUUCUGCUAGUUCUGUUCAAAUGAAGGGAAUCUUAGAAAAAGUGACUGUGAAGGUACCCUAAAGUUGUCAUUUCAAAAACACAUUUUCAAAUACUCUAAGGUUAAGUUCACACUUGUUGGAUUCUGCUGCAGAUGUGCAGUUUGAUGUGUUGCGGAUCCGCAGGUGUCCUGAGCAUGUGAAUUCUUAGAGAAUUCUUGAGACGAUGGACCCCCUUCUAUUAGCCAAAGCAGAAAACUGAUCCCAUGAGCGCCUGUGGCAGCUUUACAUGUACAGUGCAAUGUUCAGCAUCCCUGCAGCACUUCUACCAUGUUCCUUCAGAGAUUGUAGUGGAUUUCUGGGGGUCUGAGCAACGAGACACUGAGUGAUCAGCUUAUCAGAGGACCCUUUAAACAGCACCGACUGGUGGUUUUAAGCAACAACACCAGUUUUUUGAUAAAUGAGGUACACUGUUACCUUUUAAAUUUGAUUACACAGCAUCCAAAAUAUUGUAUCAUUGCAGCAUUCAGAUUGGAAAGUAAAGUCACAAGGAUCUGUAAUUGCC
Molecule: messenger RNA, 2544 nt
Organism: Bufo gargarizans (Asiatic toad)
Lineage: Eukaryota; Metazoa; Chordata; Amphibia; Anura; Bufonidae
Gene: XKRX
Product: XK related X-linked
Exons: 4
Coding region: 358-1659 (433 amino acids)
Cellular component (GO): membrane
Source: RefSeq, a predicted model, not a curated record